UGCCCGGAAAAGAGUGUGCUUGGCCUGCCUGCUGUUGGUUUCUGAACGUGUGUUGAUAUUACCUGUUAUUCAAGCUAUAUUUUAAAGGGUUCAGCCACGUUUCUUCUUUUCGGACAUUUUAAUUUGUGUACCAUGAUGUCUCAGGUUGUACCAGGGCAGUUUGAUGACGCGGACGAAACAGGGAGUGAGUCUGAAAUCAGCCACGUCCCUGACAAGCCUUCGCUGGAGAACCGACUCAAUGAAGUUACUUUACACGCUGAUAAACAAGACGAAAACGAGGAGGACUAUGAUUAUGAAGAGGAUGAUGAUGAAGAGGAUGAUUGGGAUUUGUAUGAAUCAGGAGGAGACUUCACCAAGCGCUACACUGCAAUGAGAACUGGGAAUACUCAGCAGGCUAAUCGUCAAAGUUCUCAUAACAAGUCCUUGAAAAUGUCCACUCCGUCAGACAAGGUCCUGAGAAAAUUUGAAAACAAAAUAAAUCUUGAUAAAUUGAGCUAUGCUGAUUCUGUAAUCAAUAAAGUCACUGUGAUGCAAAAACAGAGGGAAGCAGACACGUUUCGAGUAAAGGACAAGUCAGACAGAGCUACAGUUGAACAGGUUUUGGACCCCCGUACACGUAUGAUUCUAUUCAAGAUGCUGAGCAGAGGGGUCAUUUCAGAGAUCAAUGGCUGUAUUAGCACGGGCAAAGAGGCGAAUGUCUACCAUGCAACUAAUGCUAAAGGAGAAAGCAGAGCCAUCAAAAUUUACAAAACUUCAAUUUUACACUUCAAAGACAGAGAUAAAUAUGUCAGUGGGGAGUUCAGGUUCCGCCACGGCUAUUGCAAAGGCAAUCCUAGAAAAAUGGUACGCACUUGGGCGGAGAAGGAGAUGAGAAACUUGAUCAGACUACAGACAGCACAGAUUCCAAGUCCAGAGCCCAUCAUUUUGCGGAGCCACGUCCUCGUCAUGAGCUUUAUUGGUCAAGAUGAAAUGCCUGCCCCUCUGCUGAAGAAUGCUGUCCUGUCUGAAUCCAAAUCCCGGGAACUCUACCUACAAAUCAUCCAGAACAUGAGAAUAAUGUACCAUGAAGCACACCUGGUCCAUGCCGACCUUAGCGAAUUCAAUAUACUGUAUCAUAAUGGAGAAGCCUAUAUUAUCGAUGUUUCUCAGUCUGUUGAGCAUGAUCACCCUCAUGCAUUGGAGUUUCUUCGCAAAGAUUGCAACAAUGUCAAUGACUUCUUCCAGAAACAUAAUGUUGCUGUUAUGACUGUACGGGAGUUGUUUGAGUUUGUCACAGACCCCUCCAUCACAAGUGACAACAUUAAUGAAUACAUGGAUAAGGCAAUGGAGAUGACAUCUGAAAGAACUGCAGAGGAAAGAUCCAAUCAGGACCAAGUUGAUGAAGAGGUGUUUAAGAGAGCCUACAUUCCACGCACGCUUAAUGAAGUCACUCAUUACGAGAGGGAUGUGGACACCAUGUUGAAGAAAAAAGAGAAAAAGUCUUCUGAAGAUGCACAAAAUGACAACAUCCUAUACCAGACAGUAACUGGCCUUAGGAAGGACCUUUCAGGUGUGCAAAAGGUUCCCUCAAUACUGGAAGAUUCCACUAAGGAUGGGAGUUCAGAAUCUGAAGAAGAUGAUGAUGAUGAGGAAACUGAAUCAGAGGGGGAAGACACACAGGAGGGUGACAGCCAAAGUGAGGCAUCACCACAGGACAGAAAGGAAAGAAAAAAAUUGGUUAAAGACGCUCAGAGGGAGAAAAGAAAAACUAAGGUGCCAAAACAUGUGAAAAAGCGCAAGGAGAGGGUUUCCAAAAUGAAGAAAGGAAAAUGAAGACUUGUUUUUCUUUAUGUCGCUACG
Xyrauchen texanus (razorback sucker) is the source of this 1839-nucleotide messenger RNA. Its product is annotated as serine/threonine-protein kinase RIO1-like. Gene Ontology annotation, biological process: maturation of SSU-rRNA. The record is from RefSeq and is a predicted model, not a curated record. The coding region runs from base 133 to 1812 and encodes 559 amino acids. Gene Ontology annotation, molecular function: protein serine/threonine kinase activity; ATP binding. Gene Ontology annotation, cellular component: cytosol; preribosome, small subunit precursor. Lineage: Eukaryota; Metazoa; Chordata; Actinopteri; Cypriniformes; Catostomidae. The transcript has 17 exons.